Bufo bufo (common toad) is the source of this 762-nucleotide messenger RNA. Its product is annotated as olfactory receptor 6-like. Bases 1 to 762 code for a protein of 253 amino acids. Gene Ontology annotation, molecular function: G protein-coupled receptor activity; olfactory receptor activity. The transcript has a single exon. The record is from RefSeq and is a predicted model, not a curated record. Gene Ontology annotation, cellular component: membrane. Gene Ontology annotation, biological process: G protein-coupled receptor signaling pathway. NCBI's taxonomy places the organism in Eukaryota, Metazoa, Chordata, Amphibia, Anura, Bufonidae.
AUGUACUACUUCAUCUCACAACUGUCCAUCAGUGAUGUCAUGGUGAUCACAAAUAUUGUCCCCAACAUGCUCCAGAUUCUACUGAAUCACGGAGAGACCAUCACUUUUAUUGACUGCAUCACUCAGUUGUAUUUCUUUUGUUCCUCUGAAGCUUUUGAGUGCUUUCUUCUCGCUGUGAUGUCCUAUGACAGAUAUGUGGCCAUCUGUAAUCCUCUACGUUAUGCUUCUAUAAUGACAAAUAUCCAUUGUAUAAAAUUGUCCGCCAUGUGUUGGUUGGCCAGUUUUACUAUUACUUUGACUAACAGCAUAACAAUAUCAAUGUUAGAGUUCUGUGGGCCAAAUGUUAUUGAUCAUUUUUUCUGUGACAUUAUCCUUUUUCUAAAUCUUGCCUGUUCAGACACCUUUAUUAUCCAGUUGGAGAUUUAUGCUAUUGGUAUCCCUAUUAUAUUAAUCCCAACCACAAUCAUUGUAGUGUCUUACACCUAUAUUGUAUUAGCAGUCUUAAGCAUCUCAUCCAGUACCGGUAGACAGAAAGCCUUCUCCACCUGUAGCUCCCACCUCAUUGUGGUCUCCAUUUUCUACUGGACUAUGUUCAUUGUUUAUGUUGUCCCAACAAAAGUCCUAACAUUCUCCAUGGGUAAAAUCCUGUCCAUGCUAUAUACUGUAUUCACUCCUUUGGUUAACCCUAUAAUAUACAGUCUGAGGAAUAAAGACAUCAAGAAAGCCAUACAGGAAACACUUCGUAGGAGUGUGAUCUGGUAA